AAAAAAACUACAGGUGCUUUUGCUUACGGUCUACUGGUUACCAGUAUAUUGACCGAUACCUUAAAACUGGUUACCGGCCGACUGAGGCCCUACUUUCUAACUGUUUGCCAAACUAUACACGAAAUAUGCAAACGAUUAUCGCUGGAAAAUACGGGUAUCGAUUACGAAACCCGAGCACCGGUCAACUACCGGCACGUAUGGGUCGAUCCGACCGACUUUCCCGAUACGGUUCUCUGUCAAAACCAGACAUCCAUCAUACGAUCGGCUCGUAUGUCGUUUCCAUCCGGAACGGCAUCCCUGUCCACCUAUUCUGCACUAUUCAUUGUAUUGUACAUUACCUAUGCCUGGACUGCCCGAAGUAGUCGUGUAUUUAAACUCUGGUUUACCGUCACAUCAGUGAUCUGUCUGCUGAUUGUCUGCGCGGGCAAAGUCACCACUCAUGACAAUCACUGGGACGACAUAGUGGCCGGUCUGGUAAUCGGUAUCGGGUUUGCACUGUACAUAUGCUAUACACAGUUGAAUCUGUUUAGCGAUCUAUUGGUCAGCGGUGGUAGUGGUAGUGGUGACCAACCGAUCAGUGAUACACUAGAAAAUCAAUCGCAAAUGACUGACGACGAAGACGAUGGCCAAUGGUUUUGGCGAUACUUUCAUAUACCGCGCGUUAAUCUAUUGAGACGGAGUGCCCGAUAUUUUCGCAAACGUACGGCCGAACCAAAUAUCGGCUGCGGUACCGGUAUGUCAUCGAUGACCCCCCGUUUGGGUAGUAAUUCAUCGUAUGUUAAUCCGGCAUUUGAUCACAAGGACCAUAUCAUGGAUACCGCCGGCACUGGUGGUUGUGGUGGUAGUAGUAGUAGUAGUAGUAGACCGCACUCGGCAUAUAUCGACACAUAUAGACGACAUUAG
This is a messenger RNA of Oppia nitens, 903 nucleotides long. Its product is annotated as phospholipid phosphatase-related protein type 1-like. Gene Ontology annotation, molecular function: phosphatidate phosphatase activity. The record is from RefSeq and is a predicted model, not a curated record. NCBI's taxonomy places the organism in Eukaryota, Metazoa, Arthropoda, Arachnida, Sarcoptiformes, Oppiidae. The transcript has a single exon. Gene Ontology annotation, biological process: signal transduction; phospholipid metabolic process; phospholipid dephosphorylation. The annotation marks the transcript as partial.